AUGGGGGCAGGGGAAACACUCCGCAGCUACGCUAACCAGUAUUGGGAGCUGUACAAUGAGAUUGGCGAAGAUAAGAGGCAUACCACCGAACAAUACAGGGUGUUAAAAGAUCAUCUAGAGCAGUUGGUAAAAACGAGAUACCUGAAAGAGUUCGUAGUGGAUCCUAGGAAUCAGGAAACGGAGCAGGGUGCUCGGCCCCGUGGAAAUCCUCUCCCUCCCCUACUAAGAGUAAUAGAAGUUAUCCACGCGGCACCAAGAGGUACUCAGAUAUUCGGUAAAAGGGAGGUACUGGCUAUGGCAUCGACAGAAAGCUACGCGGGUGAACAACCCCCUGAGAAGAAAUUGAAGUACACUCGGGAGCCCAUUGCCUUCAAUGAUGAUAACCUGGAAGGCAUGAUUCAACCACAUGAUGAUGUCUUGGUAGUUGCAACCCGAAUAAAUGGUUUCAUAGUAAAGAGAAUGUUGAUUGAUCAGGGGAGUGGCACCGAGGUGAUGUAUCCCGAUCUAUUUAAAGGGCUCGACCUAAAGAGUGAAGAUCUCUUCAGGUAUGAUGCACCCCUAUUGGGAUUUGACGGCCAUAUGGUGAUCUUGGAAGAGCAAAUUAUGCUUCCCGUGAAUAUGGAAGGUAAGGAGGUAAUGAUGACAUUCAUAAUGGUCACUUCUUUCUCUCCGUACACUGUGAUCAAAGGUCGUGGAUUCAUGCAAUGGGGGCUGUAUUGUCCACCUUGCAUGUAA
Messenger RNA from Quercus robur (English oak), 735 nucleotides. RefSeq lists its product as uncharacterized. The record is from RefSeq and is a predicted model, not a curated record. Lineage: Eukaryota; Viridiplantae; Streptophyta; Magnoliopsida; Fagales; Fagaceae. Bases 1 to 735 code for a protein of 244 amino acids. The transcript is spliced from 2 exons.